Molecule: messenger RNA, 1617 nt
Organism: Colletotrichum truncatum
Lineage: Eukaryota; Fungi; Ascomycota; Sordariomycetes; Glomerellales; Glomerellaceae
Source: RefSeq, a predicted model, not a curated record
AUGAUUCUUGGUGUGGAGGAGCGGGGUCAUGGAACUUACAUCGACGAUGGCCAAAGCUUGUCACUAAGGUUCAGAAUCACCCAACCGGUGCUUGAUGGUUCUCUGGCGAGGAUGCUUUCUAUCUCGCCUGCACUUCUGGCCCUAUUAGUUCUUUUCCAACAAUGGUUUUCUCCCACCUUGGGCUUCGAGAUUCCCGACUCGGUCAAUCUCUCGUCGUGGACCUUGCCACCAUGUUUUGCACCAUGUCUCCCUGGCUUUCGUGUGUACUCGGACAAAUGUGGCAUUGGAAAAGUGCCCAGCAUGUUCAAAGAACACCCAAGCUACGUUCCACAUAUUGCUAGCGUCGUUGCAGUCGAGACCGUUUGCCUGGGCCUUCGUCUCGCAUGCAAGGCCUAUCAGUUUGUAUUAUGGGGUCCAGAAGAUUUCUUUCUGGUGACAGCAUAUAUUCUCUCCGUUGCUACCUUACCUCUCUCUGCUAUAAAGGCCCAAGUCGGAUCUGUUUCAAAUUACUGGACUCUCAAUUUUGACAACAUUGCUAUCUUCACCAAAGCGAACAUAGCUUACAACAUACUCUGUGCUUUCUCUCUCGGCUUUGUCAAAAUAUCUGUCGUCUUCUUUUUCUUGCAAAUAUUCAAAACCAGUAGCAAAAGCUACCGUGGCUUUUUAUGGGGCACCAUUGCCUUUAUAGCUUGCCUGACCUCUUCAUUUAUAUUCGCGCAACUGCUUAUGUGUAAUCGCCUCUCAUGUCUUUGGAUUAAUUCAGGAGAACCGUGGCAGGGGUGCAAGUGUCGUGACUUUUGGGAAGGCCAAGGAGGGUAUCCCAUAGCUAAUGCGACACUGGAUCUCUGGCUGAUACUGCUACCGGCAAAGCAAAUACUCAAGACUCAGCUGCAUUGGAAACAAAAGUGGCAUGCUGUGGCGAUGCUUAGCCUCGGAAUAAUGCACGUCUCUCGAAUACCCUGCUUUUGCGUUGAGAGACCUUUCAUGUUGACUCCCGCCAGGACAUUUAUCACUGCAGUAAUGCGAGUCGUGAGCGUACGGGCCCGUUUAACUGUUGUAGGCGCGGACCCUUUAGACUUGCAGCUCUGGUAUGCUUUAGAAGCUGCCACAGCUUUUGUAGUUGCUUGUGUGCCGUUCAUCCGCCUGAUGAUGGUGCGUAAAAUCAUUCCAUUCAUUAAGGCAAAAUUUGUCCUAUGGUUCCUGCCGUCUCAGGAACCAAGUACCUCUCAACAAACCGUUCUCGAGCCCACGUCACCCAGGAACAGGAACUCGGACCUGGUGUUAUCGUUUUCAGAUCAAAAUUACCUACAUAUGGUGGAAUCUGCCGAACCGGUGUCAUCAGAGGACCAUUACAAACACGCUGUGCACUUGGGAACCGGACCGAUAUCCGAUGAGCCAUUUCCACAUCAAGGGUUGAAGCCAUCUGUGGUUGCGGAAUACGCUACUAACAACAAGGAUGAAAAGCUCAACAUACCGACAACUUCAGACCCCAUGGCACUGAGACGGUAUGGCUUCGUCAUCAACGUCGUAGACGUCGACGCUAGGCCCGUGAUGUGGAAUACAGAGACCAAGAGCAAGAGAAGUAGGCCGCUAGAAGCUGACAGGCGGUCUCUAUAG